Paramacrobiotus metropolitanus is the source of this 3390-nucleotide messenger RNA. RefSeq names its product SR-related and CTD-associated factor 4-like. The record is from RefSeq and is a predicted model, not a curated record. The coding region runs from base 632 to 2029 and encodes 465 amino acids. Gene Ontology annotation, molecular function: RNA binding. The transcript is spliced from 8 exons. Gene Ontology annotation, cellular component: nucleus. Lineage: Eukaryota; Metazoa; Tardigrada; Eutardigrada; Parachela; Macrobiotidae.
ACCUAGAACCGAGCUGCUAGCUGCUGUAGAUGGGAAGGGAAAGGAGCUGCCUGUGCCUUGUGCUUGCUGCAGUGCGCCAGCGCCACCAGCGACAUAUAUCCGAUCGCGUUUCCCUCUCGUUUCCCCGCGCGUCCCACUGAUCAAUGCCGGGAGUGCAGCGGCAUGGAAUUAUUCAUAACAGCCACACAAGUACUGAUGGCAUGUGUGUGUGUUGGACCAGCAUUCUGCUUUACUCCUACCGUUCAGAAGAGGAAUUGGGUCCUUCUUUUACUUUCUUCGUUGCGUUCGCUUGGUGAAGAACCCAAGACAAGUUUUUCGCGACGAAAUGCAAAGUGUGUGUUUCUUAGUUUUCCAGUGUUUAUAAGUUUAUGGCUGCAUAUCUGUUCACACGCAUAGUAAGACAUCCAAUCCGUCUUGGUUAGUGCUUGCCAUCAUCUGUUGUCAAUGUUACUUGGUUGUGUUUUCCCUGGAGAAUUUUGUUGGUGGUUACUUCUUAUCUGUAUUGACUAUCCUGGCAGUGCAGCUGCACUGUGCGACGAAACAGUUGGUUUCUUAGGCUGGUGGUAGCAGAAGGGACGCGGCAAAUGCGUGUUCAUUACCAGGCCAGUUGUUUGUAUCUGGUAUCUGUUGGAUGAGGUUGCUGUUUUUCAGCUUGUUGAACGAGAUGGCUGCCAGCGAUCCUAAUUUGUAUGAGUUCGAACUGACUUUUAAAUCAUUGUACGAUGCCAAAACUCCAGUGUCCCGUUCCAAAAUCUAUACGAUUACGGAUUUGGCCAUCAAGGCUCAGAAAUAUUACAAGCACGUCGUCAUGCAUAUUGAAACAUUCAUUCGCAAAAGUUCACCCAAGCAUAAACUUCCAGGAGUGUACGUGAUUGAUUCGAUUGUGCGUCUUUCACAACGACAUUAUGGAAAGGAACGAGAUGUUUUCGGCAAACGCUUCGCCAAAAAUCUCGAGGCAACAUACGCUAAUGCAGCCAAAUGCGCUGACGAAGACCGACUGAAAGUGUUCCGCUGCUUCAAAUUGUGGAAAGAGAACGGCUUCUUUGACGAUGACAUAAUUGCGCCUAUUGUCGCCAACAUCCAGGCUGUUGAGUCAUUUGAAGAAAGCGGAGCCGUUAAAACGGAGAAAAACGACGAGAAUACUGAAGUGAAUGUGUCGAAUAUUUCUUCGUCUCCGGAGAAAGAGCUGGUGGAGAAGGAGAGUCCCGUAAAGGAGAAAACGAAGGAAAGAGAUGUAUCGCCAUCCGGUCGUUCCGGUGAGAAAGUCCGCUUUGACAAACGCCUGCUGGAUUUCGAUUACAGUGACGACGAAGAAGGCCAGACAUCGGAGCGCGGUGGCAAGCGAACAGUGAAAAAGGAGAGCGACGAUGAGGACUAUUUUGUGAUGGGGAAGAACGGAAAGCCCGAAUUCUCUGUGGACAAAAUUAUGAUGGGAUUGCGCAAGCAGCGAGGCGGCAGUGAGGAACCUGGUGUGGCGGUGCCCGUAUCGGCGGGCUUGGAAGGAAGUGGCUUGAUGAUGCCGAACGUUGUCUCCGUUGCAGCUUCCGUCCCUGUGUCGUUGCCACCUGAGAAUGCCACGGCGCCAGUAUCCAGUAUACCCGAGAGUACAACGAUUAUCCUAAAAAGUUGUACAAUUUGGAUUGGCCAUUUAACGAAAGGGGUGGUGGAAAUGGAUCUGAAAAGGGACCUUACCCGAUGCGGAGAAAUUAAAACUUUCGACUUAAUACCGUCACGAGGAUGUGCAUACGUCUCAUACGCAAAGCGUUCAGAAGCUGAAGCAGCCCGUGCUUCAACUCGUGAUUUAUGGAAAUCAUUUGGGGAGAAAGUGAAGGUGUCGUGGAGCCCUGGAAAGGGCAUUAAGGACGGCUACAAGUCAUGGGACUGGGAUUCAUUUACCGGAAUUUGCAGAAUUCCUGUUGACAAGUUGCCAUUAAAUGCUAAAGGGUUGGUGGAAGGUUCGGAAUUGGUUGACGAGUCAGUCCCCAGUGCUUUGAAAUCUCGAUUCUUUCGACAAGGAAACUGCGGAUGAUCGAGACAAACCUGGCUGAUAUUUCCCUUCCGGCUGCUCCUUUACCUGUCCUUCCUUUGCCAGUUGUGUCCAGUGUAUCUGGAUGGCAGACUUCUGCCACAAUAGGAUUUGAUCCAAAGAUUAAUCCUUGGACAGCUUUUGCGAACCAAACCAACACACAACUUCAGGUUGGUAACGCUCUGCUGCUCCCCCCGCUUCCUACAGUGCCGGGAUUGCCUCCUGGAGCAGUUGCACCAGGACCCAGACUCCCCGGAAGUGUUCCAGGCAUAAACCCCCUUCUUCUGUCGUCGGGUCAGAAAGGGCCGAAUCCUGGCCCUUUCACUCAUAACAUCAGUGUUCCUCCACCACAACCUGUGUUGGCGAUUCCAUCUCUGAGUAACUCAAUCUCCUCUCUUGUGAAUGUGCUACCCGCUGCCAUCUCCGCGCUAAACGGAGCAUCUCUGCCGACUUCGUGGUCAGAUCCAGCUCCGCCUAAAGUCACACUGCAGAAUACGAAUGAACCUAUGAAAAUUGCCGACCAGAACGCACCAAUUGCUCCCCUGGCACCGUUCCUCGGAGCCCCGCCUCCGUCUGUGAUGGGGGCACCGCCUCCUGCUGGAAUGUUCCCUCCGGCGCCCACGGGACCGGGAUUUCAGCGGCCACCUCCUAAUUUCCGACCGCCGCUGCUCGCUCCGCCGCCCGAUAUUGCGGCGCGAUUGGCAAUGAUAACACGAAUGGGUAAUCCCAAUGCGGGAAACCCAGGCAAUCUCUUUGGAAAAGGGCCCAGUGAUCAGAAUGGCGAUGAUAAUCAGCAGCAUCAUUUCAAACCGCCCUUCCGCCGCACUGACAGCUCUCCGGAGAAGCCGUGGAACAAUCGACAGCAGUUUCGCCAGCCGAAUAAUAGCUUCAAUAAUAAGCGAUUUGAUGGGCCGCGAUUUGAAAGAGAUCAGCGUGGCGACAGGAAUUUUUCCAAUCAAGGUGGCGGACGAUUCAAUACAUCCAGACCUUUUCAUGGUCAAAGAGGCUUUAAUCCAAGAUGAAUGCACCACCCAUUGCGCAUAUACGUUAUUGCCCAGCGUGAACUUUGCAGUUAGAAUGGGUUGUAGUCAGCGUUUGUUUGUUGCGCGUUGAUUACGUACAAUUGCUAUGAGAUAAUAAUUUUGUUUGCACCCAAAUUUGUUUUUUGCUUGUAUUUAUUAUUCUGCUGUUGAGGAUGACACCAUAAUUGUUACAUCUUCUGUUUUCGCUCACACCAAAGGUAAUUUCAUUUUGUUCUCUGAUCGUCGUUUUAAAUAAAUGCAUGCAGUCCAUCGCUUGUUCAAUCUUUUAAUUGACAAUCAUGUUGCAGUUCUGUAUUUAAACUGUAUAAACAUGCGACAGUA